AGCGGUGACGUCGCGCGGCCCCGGCCAAUCGCGGCGCGGCUCGGCGCUGGCCCCGCCCCCGGCCCCGGGCGGUUACAGUGUAGCGAGCGGAGCUGUCAUGGAGCCGCCGGGGGGGCCCGGCCCCGGCCCCGGCCCCGGCCCCGGCCCCAUCGCCGUGCUGCUGCAGGCGGCCGCCUACCUGGAGCGCCGCGACCGAGAAGCGGAGCACGGCUACGCCUCGCCCCGGCCCUGGCAGCCCCGCCGCCCCCCUCCGCGCCGCGCCGCGGCCAGUGCCAGGUCCGUGCACAAGGAGCUGGAGCAGCACAGGAGGGCGCAGCUCCGGCGCUGCCUGGAGCAGCUGCGGCAGCAGGUUCCUGGCGGCGCAGAGCGCUCCCGCCACACCACCCUCAGCCUCCUGCACCGGGCCCGGCUGCACAUCCAGGUGAGGGCCCCCCUUCCGCCCCCAGGCUGGCAGGAGCGGGAGGCCCGGGGUAGCAGAGGAGCGGGGAGGGAAGGAGGGGCUAACCGUGCCUCUGCCGCGGCCCUGAAGAAGCUGGAGGAGCAGGAGCGGCGGGCCCAGAGGCUGAAGGACCGGCUGCAGCACGAGCAGCGGAGUCUGCGGCGGCGCCUGGAGCAGCUGGUGCCAGGUCCUGGCGGCGAGCGCACGAGGGCCAGCAGCCUGGACUCGUCCGCGCUGUCCUCGGAGCGCUCCGACUCCGACCAAGAGGAUGCGGAGAUCGACGUGGAAAUGACCGUGUUCGACAGCAGCGAGGGGGAUAUGCUGGCCCGCUUCAGUGCCGGCAGGGAGCACAGCUACUCCAGCACCCAUCGCCUGUGGCUAUGACGGCACCCAGCCAGGCUGCCACAGCCUAAGCCCAAGGAGCCCUGGUCCAGAUGUGCGCGUAGCUUCCUUGCCCAGCACCCUGCUGAGCCCAUGGGCCCGGGAGGAGCCCUGAAGACCCAUCAGCCGCAUCCCCUGGAGCAGCGUGGGCACCCCCUGCAUACACCCCGCCACCCAGGCAUGCGGCGGGAGGAGCCUGCCCCUGCUUUCAACCGCUGCCAGCUGCUGGGACCGAACUGCAUGCUCUGACAGCCACAGGUGCACUGAGGGGAGGGAAGAAGGUGGGGGCUCUUGCUCUGGGUGGCAGGAACUGGAACCGCUUCAGAAAAUGCUGCCCCGCAAGCAGGCAGGCAGCAGCGAUGCCCCACACCCUGUCAGGCCGCCUCUGCUCGCACAGGGCCGAGCGCCAGCAGGGGCUGUAGGCACCUGAGCGCCUCCCUCUGCUGCCAGGACAUUGCUGAAUGCAACAGGAACAGGGGGGCCAAAGCCAGCAUCUCCUGGAGAGCUGCACCUGCUGUCACAGCCCCAGCCCUCAUCCCCGGGAUUGGGACUUGGCCUCCUGCUUCCAGCAGCCUACGCCCUCCCUAGCCUGCUGGUGGUGUCUAACCCUGGCCCUGGGUGACACAUGGACCUGCACUGCCAGCCAGGCCCAGCCAAAACAAGCCUCAGGGAGUCGAAUGUUUAAUGAUAAUUACAUCUCAGGAAGGCGUUCUCCAUCACUGAUUGUCAGACUUGUACAACAUUGAUUAAAAAAUAUAAAAUCUA
Molecule: messenger RNA, 1585 nt
Organism: Alligator mississippiensis (American alligator)
Lineage: Eukaryota; Metazoa; Chordata; Crocodylia; Alligatoridae
Gene: MXD3
Product: MAX dimerization protein 3
Exons: 5
Coding region: 98-823 (241 amino acids)
Biological process (GO): regulation of transcription by RNA polymerase II
Molecular function (GO): protein dimerization activity; DNA-binding transcription factor activity, RNA polymerase II-specific; RNA polymerase II cis-regulatory region sequence-specific DNA binding
Source: RefSeq, a predicted model, not a curated record